AUGGGGAUCAAUUACUCGACAGCUCUCCCCCAGACAAAACCUCUCCCUUCCAUGUCUGCUACUUCGCUAUCAAGCACCGUUGUGCCUGUUAGCGCCUCUACUUCCAAUAUCUUCAGCUCGACUGUUCCCGCCAUCAAAGCCACCACCAGCACCUCCAGCACAGCAGCGCCCUCGUCCACAGUAAUUGAGACCCGUGGUAGCUCCGCGCUCGCUGCUGAUAUCCUGGUCAUUGCCCGGGACUCCACCGAAGCGAACGUCGCAUCUUCCGGUCUAAACGCAUAUGGCAUCCCAUUCACAACGCUGCUCGUCCCUCAGGAAGGCGUGCAGCUGCCAGACCUAGACUCUGCCGCUGGAGGCAAGUUUGCUGGAGUUGUGAUUUCCGGAGAAGUCAGCUAUGACUACGGCAACGGCACCUGGGCCAGUGCCUUGGCUCCCAGUCAAUGGUACCAACUAUACGCCUACCAACUUAAAUACGGAGCCCGUCUGGUGGAGUACGAUGUGAGUCCAGGAGAGAAAUUCGGGACCAAGGCAGUGACAGGCGGCUGCUGCAAAGAGGGAAUCGAACAGCUGGUUUCCUUCUCCGAUACCAGCGACUUCCCUACUGCUGGACUUCGCACCGGGGCUGGGGUGAGCACGAAAGAGCUCUGGCACUAUCCAGCAGAGAUUGUGAACAGCACAACGACCAAGGCUAUUGCCAAGUUCGCGAGCAACCAGGUUAUCAAGAACGAGACAGCAGCGGCGGUGAUCAACAACUUCAACGGGAGACAGCAAAUGGCAUUCUUCAUAUCGCUUGAUCCGACAUGGAAUCCAACCUCUGCGUACCUGCAGCAUGCAUGGAUUACGUGGAUUACGCGUGGUCUGUACGCAGGAUAUCGCCGCGUGAAUCUGAAUACCCAGAUCGACGACAUGUUCCUCAGUACGAGGAUCUAUAAAAGCGAGCGCAACUUCCGUCUCACCCCGGCGGACCUCGACGGCAUCACCAGCUGGCUUCCGGCUGUUCGGUCGAGAUUGAACCCAGGCAGCACCUAUUUCGUCGAGGUUGGUCACAACGGAAACGGCAAUAUCGAGGCAGCGAGUGGGCAACUUGGCUCUCAUCGCUGCAGCGGUGGUCCAAUCCAGAUCACAGCCCCAGCUGCUACGCCGCCUGAGUUCAAAAAGCCGCUUGGGACUGCUUCGAACCUCUGGCCGGAAACGCCUAAUUCGUUUAACUGGAGCGAUGCCUGCAUGGAUGCUGACGAGCUGCUGCAAUGGUGGAAGAAGAACCUUAACGAAUACGCCCAUAUCUCGCAUACAUUCACGCAUCUGUCCCAGGAUAAUGUCUCCUAUUCCGACGUCAGUAAGGAAAUCACCUUCAACCAGGCCUGGCUGUCCCGAGUAGGCAUCUCGUCUGCAACCCGGUAUACGUCCAACGGCAUCAUCCCACCUGCCAUCACAGGACUCCACAAUGGCGACGCCCUGCAGGCCUGGAGCGACAACGGUAUCACAAACUGUGUAGGCGAUAACAGCCGCCCUGUUCUCCGCAACCAGCAGAAUCCUAUGUGGCCGUACUUCAGCAGCGUCAGUGCCGACGGGUUUAACGGAAUGCAGGUGAACCCGCGGUGGGCCACGCGUAUAUACUUUGACUGCGAUAGCCCAGAGUGUACAUUCCAGCAGUGGGCUGAUGUAUUCUCAGGUACUGGGGACUUCAAUAACCUCCUUGAAGCGGAGAAGGAGUCUGCUAUAGUCAAUCUCCUCGGUCUCUACCACGACAGCUACAUGUUCCACCAGGCAAACCUGCGUAAUGCCAAUUCUGCCUCUAUCACCGUCGGUAGCUCUACCGGUCGAUACUCGAUCUUCCAGGCGUGGGUAGAGACUGUUGUCCAGGAGCUGAGCAGGCUUGUGACGUGGCCUAUCGUGUCAACCACACAUCAACAGAUUUCCGAUAGCUUCCUCCAACGCUACAGCCGCGACCAGUGUAAAUAUACCCUUACCUACGAAGUCUCAGGCGGCCACAUUACCGGCAUCACCGUCACAGCGAAGGACAACCAAUGCAGCGCAGCGAUCCCUGUCACCUCGCCAGUUGAAUUGGACAGACAUAACUUCGCCACUGAGCAGCUUGGUAGUGAUCCCUUGACUGUCUGGGUCGAGCUCAAGGGUGAUCCUGUCAGUCUUGCUCUUGCUUCUCCGAUUCCACUGUAG
This is a messenger RNA of Aspergillus puulaauensis, 2178 nucleotides long. RefSeq lists its product as uncharacterized. Lineage: Eukaryota; Fungi; Ascomycota; Eurotiomycetes; Eurotiales; Aspergillaceae. Bases 1 to 2178 code for a protein of 725 amino acids. The record is from RefSeq and is a predicted model, not a curated record. The transcript has 2 exons.